Messenger RNA from Drosophila serrata, 2387 nucleotides. RefSeq lists its product as uncharacterized. Gene Ontology annotation, molecular function: protein binding. NCBI's taxonomy places the organism in Eukaryota, Metazoa, Arthropoda, Insecta, Diptera, Drosophilidae. The record is from RefSeq and is a predicted model, not a curated record.
GCGAGCAAGCGGAUGAAAGCGGCUCUCCUAUAGAUUAGUGAAAAUUCGCGGUGACACGCUCCAAUGACCCGUUCGCCGCAGAUGACGCAGUGCGUCUUCCUCGUUCUCGUUUUGCCACUGAUUUUGUCACACGUGCUGGGGGCUGACGCUGAUGAUGAUGACUUAGUGUCUUCCGGCAAUGUGACGACUACAUCAUCAUCUGCUCUAGUUACUCCUUUUUGCGUCAUCCGGGCGACGCUCUAUGUUUCGCCUUCUCUUUCCCGGAGUAGUGGGGACUUUGGCCUUCCACUGGACAUAGAUUGCAGUGGAAACUUUAGCGAGGAGCUGAGCCCAUUUGAUUUGGGUGCUCAGAGAGUAGCAGGAAAGCGGCAUGUACUCCUCGAUGGAUCGCAAACACCGCCUCUGGGUAUAGCCAGUUAUGGAUUGGAGUAUCUGGAUAAUUGCGUAGACCUGGAGAGCCUUGAGAUCCAAAGAUUUGUGGGUGAUGAAACACUGAAACUAAGCUGUGGGGGAGCUCAGCUGCCUAAUCUCACAGCGGUUACCUUUAAGAAUAAUGAAUUAGGAGCGUUAAGAGCUGAGACCUUUCAGGAUUUGCCCCAACUGAAACGACUUGAACUACAGGACAACUCUUUGAAAUACUUGGAGAUCCUGAAAGGAGGCGAUGCUCUACGGGAGCUUUUCAUUCAAGAUGAAAGGGAUUUAGUGCUUAAAGAUAAUGACUUCAUUCGGCAGCAGUCCGAGUUGGAAAAAUUGCACUUAAAGAACAUGAAAAAUAUAGAAGAUCAAUUCUUUAACUUUCUGCCCGAAAAUCUAACCGAGCUUCUAAUAGAAGACUCCCCUAUCCAACCAGGAGACUUGCUGCUAAGCCAGGGUAUAUCCCACCUCAUCAAUGUCAGCAUCACCAACUGCCAGCUGAGGAGUUUCUCCCUGGAACCCCCACGAAAUCUAGAGAUUACUCACCUUAACCUGAGCAACAAUGCCUUGAGGUUCUUGAGAUUAACCUAUCUGAAUGGCCCAAGCACUCUGAUUAGUUUGGACUUGAGCAAGAAUCAGUUAAAGCAUCUGGACAUAGAGUGGUUCUCAAGGAUGACCAGUCUUGAGAAGAUUUUCCUGCAAGAGAAUCAGUUUCAGUCCCUAUCGCUGCUUCACUUACUUACCAGGAUUGCACCUGCGACUCUCUGCCACCUGGACUUAAGGUCCAACGAACUGAUGAGUCUCAGGGAUGGAGAGAGAACCAUUGCUGCGUAUUGGAAGCCACAACUGCGACUUCUGAUCGAUGGAAACCCUUGGAGCUGUCAGUGGUUAUUGAAUUUUUCGCACACUCAACCGCAGCUCUUCCGCCUUUUUCAAUAUUCCAAAUACAUUUCCCACAUCAAUGUGAAUGGCCUGAGUUGCCGGCCACAGGAAGCGCCCACGCAGCAGCCUGUCAAGCUGCAGAGGAUCAUGCAGGUGAGGAUCAAUGGAUCGGAGGCGUCCGGAGCUCCAGUUCCUGUGAUACAUCCGCCCGGGAAUGUGACCAGCUUCACGGUGCUGUAUGGCAAUCCCGUGGAACUGCAUCGAAGUCAGCGACAGGGAGCCUUGAUAAUCGUCUUCAUGCUGCCAUUGGGCAUAGCCUUGCUCUUCCUUCUCCUGUACCUGUACCUCCACUGCGAGCGGCUUUUCCACCUUUCCUACUAUGCCUCGGGCUUGCCCUGCUUCGGUGGUGGGGAAAAGACCACCUCCCGGUUUGUGGACCAUGUAGAUAUUGUUAGGUAUCCCAUAGGCAAUGGCUCCUCUCCAGUGGACCUCGAAGCGGAUCCUCUGCCCGAUGGCUAUGAGACGCCUGUGAGCGGGGCUGCCUCCAUCUGCAAUUGCGCGGGUAAUCAUAGGGAGUCCGCCUGUUCCAGGACCCACCAUGUCACCUACGAAUCCCUGCCAGCAGAGCUGCCUUAUCAACUCUAUGCGGAGAUCAAGGAGGAUCAAGCGGAGGAGGAAACCGACGAGAUGCUGGCAGCCAGGCCAACAGCUCCCAUAUACGAUCAUUUGUCCUUUGUCGAGGAAGUGCUGCCGAAGCAAGAGCAGGAGACAAGGGAGAUUUCUUAGGUCUUUGUUAUAAAAUAUACACUGUGCCAUAUUUAACACUGUUAAAAUAAACUGUGAAGUUAGAAAUUAAAGUUAUGUUAUAGAAAGUUGAAAAUCUUAGUAUUUUGAACGAGAAAUAUUUGUUAUCGGAAAAAACUCUUUUAAAAAAAGUUCAAAGUGGAAAAGAAAAGCCUAAGAUCGACGAAACGCGAGAUUAAGACAAAUACCAAAGCCACAAAGAUAUAGAAAAUGUAGUGGAAAAACCUUGUAGUGUCUUAAUCAACAACCGACAACCCUUUAAAAAAUAAAACAAAUCGAAAAUCAAA